Molecule: messenger RNA, 2708 nt
Organism: Nelumbo nucifera (sacred lotus)
Lineage: Eukaryota; Viridiplantae; Streptophyta; Magnoliopsida; Proteales; Nelumbonaceae
Source: RefSeq, a predicted model, not a curated record
GGUUGUAGAAAGAAAGGAUAACAAAAUGUUUGAAUGUGUUCCAACUAGCAGUGGUACCCCGGAGCAGAGCAAGAAGCAAAGUCCUUGUUGUCAAGAGACUAUGAUAGCAAGUUCAAUUGGAAUCCGAAAGUUAGCACUUGAAGAAGGGAGAGGCAAAUGGGAACACAGAAUGGUUUUAAUGGCUGAUAGGACUGUAAGGGAUUGGACGAAAGUCUUAGAUGCAGUUGCAGAAAGACUGGGUUUAGAAGGUGAUGCAGUAGUAUUGCCGUUUGAUGAGAAGAAAGCCAUCCUCGAUACAGGCACUGAGAAACUGAGCUUCAAUACAGUCCAAGUAGAUGGAGGACUGAUACAAAUACAAAACUGGGUACCAUUAUGCAACGAAGUUGUGCCAAAGGACUGCAGUUUCCGGAUCAAACUCUUAGGACUCCCCUUUAAUCUCUGGAAUGAACAGACCUUAGGAAGAAUCGUCAGAGCCCUAGGGGGUGUUCUUUUGGAGCUUAACCUGAGAAGCUUGCGUGCUGUGGAGAUCAAAGUUGCAGGGAUGAAGCCUGAGAACCUGCCUCGUGCAUUCGACAUACUCUCAGAUGGAGCUUGGUACAGGGUUUGGCUGGCUUCGGAAGUUGAGGCGUCUCUUUGGGGAAAAAGACCAGAGGUAGGGGAUGAUGGUGAGGUAGCAGGCUGGAGCACACGUGGCACCCAGGGAAUGGUGAAGAAACCUGCUGCAUGGGAAAGAGCAAAAGGGGAGAAUGAACAGUUGCAUGGGAUUACCACUUCUCGAAGCUUACCUUUAAAAGCAAUUAAUUCAAAAUUUUUGAGUUAAAGUCAAGAUCUUUAGGUGGCCCUUCCUAUGCUGACAUGGCCAGAAGAGGUUGUAACUCGGCGGGUCUUAACAGAUUUACCACUUCUGAACCGGCUGUAGGGGUGGCUGAACCAAACUAUGGACCACUUACCAUCAUCAGUGGGCCACAUGACGACUCAAGUCGUCACGUAGGGCAGGACAAACUUAAAGAGACAAUAGACAAAAACUUCCGUCUAUCUUCUUCCAGAAUAGGGGCGGCCGAACUGUUCGACUCUCAGAAAACGCGAACAGUAGGAGGUAAGCGUCCCCUGAGCUGGAACCUUUGUCUGGACUGUGGCAAGCAGGCUUCCAGUGUAGCUGAUCACCCAAACCUGCACUACAAUAGGGGCAAAAUAGAAGAAAGAGAGGAGGAAGACCAAUGGUGGAUAAGCUACAGCACGGAGAGUGAUGAAGAGGGGAGUUUAGAAGACUGUGCAAGUUUGGAUGGUUCGGUAGAGGAAGGUUUCCAGGAAGGACAAAUCAAAGAGGCAUUAAAUCUAGAGCAGUUCUUUCUUGAAGAUCCGAUGGGUGUACAGAAGACAGAUUUGGAGGCUUUGGUGAACAUGAAUAGGGUGGGCCAAAGCUCAAAUUUGGACAAGCCUUUACCAAGGUUUAGCCCCAUGCAAGAAGCUGAUAAGGUGUUAGAUCAUGCUAACCCAGAUCUGAACAAGGGUACAUCACAGAGAGGUGGACAAUCGGGUAAAGGAAAAGGUAUUUGUGUAGACCAAUUGACGGGGAAUAGUUCCCUCCAACCCAAGGAGAUAGAAAGCUCCAAUUGCUCUUUACAGGGUUUGAAAACCAACCACCCUCCUUUGCCCCUUUCCCGCAACCCUUAGUUGAAACCAGGUAACUCUGACAACUCUGUCAAUUCAGUUUUUGCUACUGAUGAGUGUUCUGUGUCCCUUGUUCUAGAUUCCCUUUCCAACCAAGAGUCAGAGGCCCAUGGACAGGAAGCCACAAUGAGAAUACAAGGGGAGGAUGGGGAGACAGUAGUGGGAAUACGUUGCAGGGAUAAAAGGAUCUGGGGUAUCAUUGAGAGGAUAAUGGGUGAAGUGGAAAGGAAUGAAUUGCAAAGGGAGGGUACAAAUGGGACAGAAAGAGUUACUAGUGGAGAGAAUGAGAUAAGGAAUGAGGAGAGGGUUAGAUGUGGAGAGCUUGGAAAACUAGAUAAAGGGGAAAAUUGUAGGGAAGAUUCAGUGGCAGAAUUUGUGGGAAAGCUGGGGUGUAAACUGAAGAACCCAAUUGAUUUAAAAGCAUUUCUACAAAAAAAGGAGGAUAGAAAGAUUAAGAAAAGAAACCCUCGUUGUGGAAACUCGAACAACAACCAAAGAAACCCAGUAGUAGAUCGAAGAAGCAGAGAGAUCGAACAAGAUGUCUUGGCAAACUUACAUUGAUGACCAUCCGAUGUGCGAAAUCGAGGGAAAUCACCUCACAGCCGCAGCGAUCAUCGGCCAAGACGGCAGCGUUUGGGCCCAAAGUGCCACCUUUCCUCAGUUUAAACCUGAAGAAGUAACUACCAUUAUGAAUGACUUUAAUGAAACUGGAUCCCUUGCUCCAACUGGCUUACAUCUCGGUGGCACAAAGUAUAUGGUGAUCCAAGGAGAACCAGGGGCUGUUAUUCGAGGCAAGAAGGGCGCCAGUGGUAUUACUGUCAAGAAGACCAAUUAGGCCUUGAUCUUUGGUGUCUAUGAUGAGCCACUUACUCCCGGCUAGUGUAACAUGAUUGUUGAGAGGCUUGGCGAUUAUCUUAUUGAGCAGGGUCCUUAGUUGCCUUGUGAAUAAUAUUACAUAAUUUGAGGUCAUGGGAAACUGUGUGGAAACAAAGGUAUUUGGUUCUUGGGCGUGGUAGAAAUGCUCUAUUUCGUACUUA